AUGAUGUACUGUGCGAAGAUUGGAAUGAACGGGGUAGCAAGUCGCAGCACGGACCCGAGCAUCCGCAAAGACUGCGUUAGCGCAGCACCAAGGUCGAUCCCGCAGCAAGAGAUCCAUGGGCCCCCAUCGAUGCAGAUUGUGACGAGGAUGAAGGUUUCUGCAUCGCACUCCAGGCCUCAAAGACGACCAUGGGAAAGGCAAGAGGACCCGCUCAGCGCCCCCCCGUGUCUCGAGCGCAGACGGUGUCUCCCUCACCGACAAUCCAAAGUUGGGUCAGGAGCGCGCUUCUGA
Molecule: messenger RNA, 291 nt
Organism: Klebsormidium nitens
Lineage: Eukaryota; Viridiplantae; Streptophyta; Klebsormidiophyceae; Klebsormidiales; Klebsormidiaceae
Source: the annotation of a GenBank genome assembly